This is a messenger RNA of Entamoeba dispar SAW760, 1557 nucleotides long. Its product is annotated as serine/threonine protein kinase SAPK10, putative. NCBI's taxonomy places the organism in Eukaryota, Evosea, Mastigamoebida, Endamoebidae. The record is from RefSeq and is a predicted model, not a curated record. The transcript is spliced from 2 exons. Gene Ontology annotation, molecular function: protein serine/threonine kinase activity; ATP binding. Gene Ontology annotation, cellular component: cytoplasm; autophagosome. Bases 1 to 1557 code for a protein of 518 amino acids. Gene Ontology annotation, biological process: autophagy; protein autophosphorylation; peptidyl-serine phosphorylation.
AUGAGUGUUGGAGUUAAUUUUGAAAUCAUUCAAACCAAAGAUUUAUUGGUUGGAACAUUAAAAUAUGGUGAAGUUUCUUUAGUUUUUAGAAAUGAUUCUAGCUUUAAACAAUUUACAUUAUUUAACAUUUUUUCUACAGCAUUCUUAAAUGAAAAGAAAUGUAACCAAGUAAUCAAAAGACUUCAAUCAAUCAAACAUGUCAAUUCUCUUCCACUCCUUCAUAUUGACACUAUUUAUCAAACAGAACAUCAAAUUUUUAUUCUCUGCAAUAACUCUUUUUCUUUUGAAGAUAGAAUGACUAAUAAGAUCACUUCAGAUGAAGCACGUUAUUUCUUAGCAGAUUUUCGUUAUAUUCUUCAAGUCAUUAAUAUACUUCCUGCACAUGUAUCUUCUCAAUCCUUAGUUUUCAUGCAAGAUUCUAUUUCAACCUGUUUUAAAUCUCGUUGUGAUGACCCAUCAUCUCCUAUUCCUCAUUUAUUACUUUCUCCAUUGGCAUUUGUCUUACCAAUGACUAUUUUUCCAAAUAUGACUAUUACUAAAACCACUCCUUCUAUUUUUUCAUUAAUAAAUGAUAUUGUAUCUAAAGUGAUUCCUCAAGAUGAAUCAGAUAUUUAUUUUAUUGGUCAAAUCAUGAAAUUUAUUCAAAGUGAAAAGUCAAUUUCUCUUGAAGAUUUAAGUAAUUCUGAAUUCUUUUUUCAGUGUUACGAGUUUCAACAAUUACCCCAUGGGUCUUUAGAUAAUUAUACCCCUCUUGAGUUUAUUGGUAAUGGGGCUUGUGGAUUAGUUCUUAAAGUUGAACGUGAUGGAGUCAUAUAUGCUAUGAAACAAUCAUCUAGGGGUGAUAUUCUUCAAAGAGAAGCUCGAGCAAUGAAAUUAUUAAAUCAUCCUAAUUUGAUGUCAUUAGUAGAUUAUAUUGAGUCAUCUGAGUCUUUUGUUUCUAGGAUUGGAAUUAAGACUAAUAGAAGUAAGAAAUAUUAUUACCUUGUAAUGGAGUAUUGUAAUUUUGGUACUCUUGCUCAAUACAUAAACACUCAUGAGUUAAAAGAAGAGGAUAUUGUUUAUUUUAUUUCUCAAAUCAAUGAUGGAUUAAAGUAUUUGUUAUAUAAAAAGAUGAUGGUUCAUAGAGAUAUUAAAUUGGAUAAUAUCUUAUUAACUCUUAUCCCUGGAUCAAAGGCAGAGUUUCCUUUUAAUCUUCAAGUUAAACUAGCUGAUUAUGGGUUUUGUCGUGCUAUUAAUAGUGGGAUUGAACAUGUUAAAGUUGGAACCCCAUUAUACUUAGGUCCAGAGAUUUACAAUAACUCUAGUCCAUCGUUAAAGAGUGAUUUAUAUUCUGUUGGUGUAAUGCUUUUUAGGAUGGUUUGUGGGUGUUUUCCUAAUGAAACUAAUACUUCACAAACUUUAACAAAUGAGAAUCCUAAUGUAGUAUUCCCUCAAGAAGUCAACAACAACAUUCACUUAAGUUUAUUAAGGAAUCUUAUUUCACGUCUAAUUCAAAAAGAGUCUAUAAGAAUCGAUUGGAAUAGUUAUUUCAAUCACCCAUUUUUUGUUCAUUGUUAA